AUGCAAGACAAUUGUAUUGAAACCAAGGAUAUACUGUUGGAGGGGAGUUCGAGUCGUAGCUUGAUUUCCAAAUGCAUUAAAAUGGAAGUUUCGAAAAACGCGCAGUUAGUUGAUACACGUGAGAAAAUUUAUGGAGAUGAAUGCCGAAUCUGUUUAAAAAGAGCUGCUGAAAUUUGUGAACUUUUUAGAAAUGGGGACGCUAUUCCUCGUAAACUUAUGGCCGUUGCUUCUGUACAGAUUGAAGAAGGAGAUGGUUUACCACCAAUAAUUUGUUUGCCUUGUAAUCAACGUUUGGAUGCAUCCUAUGACUUCAAAUGUCAAAUACAAAAUUCAGAUGAAAAACUGCGUCAGAUUUUGAAGCUAAAAUCCUCUUCCAAUGAUUCUGUUACCAGCGCCAGUAUAGUUACAGCAAUAAUUGCUGAUGUAAUAUCUAGUGUAAUAUCGUCUGAGAAAGAAAAUAUAGAAAAGCAGGAAGUUUGUUCUACAAAUUUCUGUCCUGAUAAUUUUUGUUUCACGAAAGAUGAUUCUUCCUUUUGUCUUAAUUCAGAGAAGAACUUGUUUUGUUAUGAAAAAGACUCACAAAGUCAAUUAAGUGACACAGAACAAAGAAAAAGCUUAGAAAAUGUAAAUGUUUAUAAAAGUUUAUUAGAGGAUGAUUCUGUAAGACAAAUAAGUUCAAUAAAACAAGAGUUUUCUUUGUUGGUUGAUCAUGUGGUACAAAGUAAAGAUGCUUCAUUAAAAGAAGAAAUAAGUAAUGAAGAAAAUCAACAGGUAUUAGAAGAAACAUCAAAGACAGGUGGUAUUCAAGAUGAUGAAGAAAAACCAUUAAUUUCACGCACAACUAGACUACGGUGUACACAGUGUAUUAAGUCUUUUCGUACAAAAGUGGCCUUGCAGAGACAUGCCAUUGUACAUAAACGUAAAACUAAAUUGCGUUAUGUUUGUUAUGUUUGUGAUAAACAAUAUUCUACUCUUGCAAAAGUGAAAAAUCAUGUUGCAAUUUGUCAUGAAGCUCAUGAUAGAAAAGAAAAUAUUCAAGACAAGAGAAUUAAUUAUGAGCAAGGCAAAGGAAUUGCAAAUGUACAAGAUAAAAGAAUUAGUAAUAUCCAAGAUAAAAAAAUAAAAAUUCAAAAAAAUGACGACUCUUCUAAAGAACAACGAAAAAGCCUAAAAUUUACAUGUAAAGUUUGCUCAAAACAAUUUACUUACCAAAAAUCUUUUAUUACACAUGCUAAAAGUCAUCCAGAGUAUAAAUUAGAAGAAUUAGAUGACUCUUCUCAGUGUUCAACAAAAGAUAGAUCUACAGAUACAAUUGAAGAAGAAGAAGAAAAUGAAGAAGAAGAAGAUGAAGAAGAUGAGGAGGAUGAAAAUCUCCCUGCUGAAAGUCUUCAAUGUACUCAGUGUGGAAAAUUAUUUGCAACAAAAAGAAAUCUUAAAAGGCAUGUUUCCACACAUAGUGGAUUGAAGUACACAUGUGGAACAUGUGGUAAAGGAUUUUCAAGAGUGGAUAAAUUAAAAGAUCAUGAACAAUCAAAACAUAAGGCUGAAUUAUUUGAAAACUCUGACCUGGAUGAUAAAGAAGAUAUAGACAAUAUAAAUAAAGGAGACUGUUUAGAAGGAAGGAAAAAAGAUCGUCAUAAUAGACCACACAAAUGUGCAAUCUGCCCUAAAUCGUUUGCACAGGCUCAAUCGCUAGCAAAUCAUAUAGAACGUCAUAAACGAGUCAAAGAAACUCAAAAAAGGUUCCUUUGUGAAGUCUGUAGCAAAUGUUUUGCACAAAGUGGUUCUUUGGUUGCACAUAUGCGUACUCAUACUGGAGUUAAACCAUAUGUCUGUAAUGUGUGUAGUAGAGCUUUUACAAAGAGCACUUAUUUACAAUUGCAUCUGCGUACCCAUAGCGGAGAAAAACCUUAUAUUUGUCAGUAUUGUAGCAGAGCCUUCGCACGUGCUAAUACAUUAGCACGGCAUAUAACUAUGCAUACCGGAGAAGCGAAAUAUCAUUGUCAGAUUUGUACAAAAUCAUUUAGAAGACUGACCUCGUUGAAUGAACACACUUACACACACACUGGACAGAGACCAUAUGCGUGCAAAAUUUGUACAAAGAGGUAUAAUAAUGCCGGAUCACUCUAUGCACAUAGAAAAAAGUGUAAGGCACAACAACUGUCGAAUACUGGAUUUUCGGUUUCCGUGGAAAACUCUGUAUCGCAACAAGAUAUAAAUGUUCCACAAGUUUUGAUUUAUUCACAGAGAAAAUUAGUAGAAGAUGCAACUGUUGGACAAGUUACGCCCAUGCCGCAGUAUAUGAUCCCAAAUGUACACAAUCAGAAAAAUUUGGGAUCAAAUAUUAUUCAGCCAUUUACAGUGGAUGAUCCAAAUGUUUAUACGAUUAAUUCAAAGCAAUUUAAGAAUCCCUAUUAUACAAUUUAUCCAAACAUGUAAAUUAAUAAUGUGUCCGGGAGAUCGAUUAAAGAAUGCCUUUUUUAGAGCUAUUUAUGUGUUCUUCUCUCAUAUUUUGAAAAACUAGUAAAUACAAAUAUGAAG
Molecule: messenger RNA, 2541 nt
Organism: Eufriesea mexicana
Lineage: Eukaryota; Metazoa; Arthropoda; Insecta; Hymenoptera; Apidae
Product: zinc finger protein 271
Exons: 5
Coding region: 1-2439 (812 amino acids)
Biological process (GO): regulation of transcription by RNA polymerase II
Cellular component (GO): nucleus
Molecular function (GO): zinc ion binding; DNA-binding transcription factor activity, RNA polymerase II-specific
Source: RefSeq, a predicted model, not a curated record